UCAGUAUUCAUCAGACUCUGUUGUAUUUCGUUUCGAAUGUCUUGAUUAAUAGGUAAUUAUAAUUCUUCAAUUUCCUAAUCUUUUGCAACAGUCGAAAUUACGAAACGCGAGUCAGAGGAUCGACCGGAGCUGCGGACAUUUGUGCGAUAGUCGUCCAAUUAUUGUCGAGAUCACCGAAAAUCGUCGCACUAACGUCAGUGUGUCGUCAGGCAGUUAAACAAUUCCGACCGUCGACGUCCCGCCCUUGACCAGUUGCAUACCUACGUCGUCCAUUAUACCUCAUCAGCGACCCGGCUCAUAGAUCUAAAAUUCCCGCACUGAAAUUGGUUCCAUUAACUCUUGCAGGCACAAUGGCAGACAACAAAGGACAGAGCACAAAAAAGCCGACCGACUCCCAGAAGAAACUCCAAGAGUCUCAAGCUCAGGUUGAUGAGGUCGUUGGAAUUAUGAGAGUCAACGUGGAAAAGGUGUUAGAACGAGAUCAAAAACUAUCAGAGUUAGACAAUCGUGCAGAUGUCUUGCAACAAGGUGCAUCUCAAUUUGAGCAACAUGCUACAAAACUUAAAAGGAAGAUGUGGUGGAAAAAUUUAAAGAUGAUGAUUCUUUUGGGAGUUAUUGUGGCAGUACUUUUGAUUCUAAUUGUCGGGUCAUUCUUUGGUUCUAAUUAAGUAAUGCUGUUUAUGAACAGAAAAAAGCGGAAUUGUCAUUUUACAUCCUGGAAGCAUUAACUUAACAUUAUUAUUAUUAUAAAUAUAAAUUGUGAUAAAUAAUAAAA
Messenger RNA from Myzus persicae (green peach aphid), 775 nucleotides. Its product is annotated as synaptobrevin-1-like. The transcript is spliced from 6 exons. Gene Ontology annotation, molecular function: syntaxin binding; SNAP receptor activity. Gene Ontology annotation, cellular component: SNARE complex; plasma membrane. The record is from RefSeq and is a predicted model, not a curated record. Gene Ontology annotation, biological process: vesicle-mediated transport; vesicle fusion. NCBI's taxonomy places the organism in Eukaryota, Metazoa, Arthropoda, Insecta, Hemiptera, Aphididae. The coding region runs from base 351 to 668 and encodes 105 amino acids.